AGAUUCGGCGAGAGAAAGCGAGACCCGGCGACUCAGAGUCAGAUAGAUUCUCUCUGCAGAGCCGCUAAACGAAGAUAAGACUUUUAAUGCUCUUGAGGUCGCACAUAAACGUAGCAGGUAAGCGGAUUUUAUCUACAAAUAGCUUAUUAACAGAGCUCCGGUCUUUACACGGCUGCGAAUGAGAAGCCGGAUGACGUCAUCGCCGCCGCUGCUCUUCUUCUUCUAGGCUGUAAUGUUACAAUGCAUCCCGUACAAAUGACUCGUUACUGUAUUACCGAUACAGUGCGCGGAUAAAAGUGAACUUCUUUAGACCGUGCUGGUUUUAAUAUUGGAUUGGACAUCGCUGUUCUGUUUGCUUGGUGGAGGUAUGACAUUGACCAGAGGCUCCUUUACUUACUCCAGUGGAGAAGAAUAUACUGGAGAAUGGAAGGAAGGCAAGGCAUAAUACAUUACAUUGUAUAGGAUCAUUGCAUUGCUGUUUCACUUAUGUGCUUUUUAUUAACAAUAUUAAUAUUUCAGAUGUAGUUAUACAAGUACAUCUCAAGUCAUUGAAUGGAAAGGAAGAACAUUGGACAUAUUUUGUGUCUACUGUCAAAGCAAGUCUAAUGUUAAAACACUGAAAUGGGACGGAGACAUGGCAAAGGUGAGCUGAAGUUUGCUGAUGGCACCUGUUAUAAAGGUAAUUUUGAGAAUGGCCUCUUCCAUGGAUCAGGAGUGUUAGUGUUUCCUGAUGGAUCCAGGUACGAGGGGGAAUUCGCCCAAGGAAAAUUCCAAGGAGUCGGAAUCUUCAGCAGGUUUGACGGGAUGAAGUUUGAAGGGGAAUUCAAAAGUGGUCGUGUAGAAGGACAUGGGCUGCUGACAUUCCCAGACGGUUCCCACGGUGUUCCACGAAAUGAGGGUUUGUUUGAGAACAACAAGCUUCUGAAACGAGAAAAGUGUCAGGCUGUGGUGCAGAGAGCCAAGAACUCGGCAUCUACAGCCCGAGGCCUCUCUGUAUGAUACACUGCGGCUUAAGGAUCGGGUCCCAAAAUACAAUCCGGAUUGCAUAGACACAAAUAAAGAGAGCAAAGCUGAUUGUGGAUCUGCAUCUGCAUCUCUGCCUUCAUCCAACAAAGGAGCUUGGAAAUCCAUGAGAUCCAUCAGACCCUCAGGGAUGGAUGAAAGAGUAUCCAUUCCACAAGUCUCUGUAUUUUUCUCGCAUGGUUCCUCUGCCUUGGUUCCUCUGUGGCUUAAAAACAUUACAAAAUUAUGUCAGUGUGGUAUCGAGUACAGACUAAAGUCACCAUUGGAGGCAUAUCAGGUACGAAAGUGUGGUCGUCAGAUUGGGGGCAUUUUUUUGCCUUUGUCUCUGAUUGUAUCACUUGUGUUCGACUUGAUCAGUUUUAUUGGUUGUUAUUCAGGGUUCCCAUGGUCAUGAAAACCUUGAAAUGUCAGUGAAUCUUAAAAUUGUGCUUAUGCAAAUGAGUAAGAUCUCAAUUUUAUGAAUUGCAUUUAGUACAAAAAAAAUUAUGGAAACUUUUAGUGAAGUUUGGAACCCUGCUGUUGUAACCUUUCCGAGUGGAAAUUUUCUUUAUUGCACAUUUGCCUUAUUUCUUGUGUUACAAUUUUUUAAUCCAGCAAUGAAGCUGGAAGAAAAUCCGACAUGGGGACAGCUGUAAGUGAAAAUAUAUUUAACUUGUUUUAAGGAUUUAUGUAUUAUUUAAUUAAAUUACAAUGAGUACUUAUAAUUUACUAACAGAUUAUAGUGUAAAUGGUUGAUUUUAGUUGUGUUAUUUCUGAGCAAUGAAGACAUUUACAAUUGGUUUAAAUUAUUUAAAAUGUUUUGACAUUUGCAGAUACGUCUGCCAAAUAUGUUCGAGGAUUUAUUUGUGUAUUUACUGUCAUUUAAAUUGAAUGCUUGUGGUUCACAGUUCCUAUCAUUUGCAGUGUCAAAGAGAAGCCUUAGACAACAUCAUCUAAAAUAUACUGACACCAAAAAGAAUUUUGCACUGUUAUUUAUGUGAGCAGAGAUCUUAAAAAUUGAUGUUGAAAAUAAAGUCAGAAAAAAACUCA
Molecule: messenger RNA, 2052 nt
Organism: Misgurnus anguillicaudatus (oriental weatherfish)
Lineage: Eukaryota; Metazoa; Chordata; Actinopteri; Cypriniformes; Cobitidae
Gene: morn4
Product: MORN repeat containing 4
Biological process (GO): response to axon injury
Cellular component (GO): cell projection
Source: RefSeq, a predicted model, not a curated record